Molecule: messenger RNA, 3323 nt
Organism: Thunnus maccoyii (southern bluefin tuna)
Lineage: Eukaryota; Metazoa; Chordata; Actinopteri; Scombriformes; Scombridae
Product: zinc finger protein
Exons: 7
Coding region: 343-1152 (269 amino acids)
Molecular function (GO): zinc ion binding; nucleic acid binding
Source: RefSeq, a predicted model, not a curated record
UUGUUUUUGUUUUCCCUCCUGUCCGCGGUGCCUUUCGCUCGGGAGUAGUAGUGGAUGAUAUCAACAGAGGCAGAGCUCCGUUUCUUUCCUCCGCGGUACUACGGAGAGAGGAGUCGCUAGAGGACACGCGCGUCACGACAGAGCAGCACGAGGCAGUUUUUCUUUUUCUUUUUUUUUUUCUUCUUUUUUUUUUCUUUUUGGAGGGGGACGUUGCGACUAAAUAUAAAACAUAAACAAAAAUAUCUUUACUGAAGAGCAGCGUUACCGCGGACAGGACUCCCGUUAAGUUUUGACGGAUUCUACGGUACAGGUGCGUUAAAGGAUCAAAGAGCCAGCUGGCGGAUGGUUGUCGGGUUCAGUGAAGAGGAGUCGCUGCCUCUGCGCAAGUCUCAGAUGAAGAUGAAGUCUGCUGGCGUCGUGGAUGGAGGCUUGUUCACAGAGAGCUACUGUAACAUCUGCAAUGCCCAGCUCAUCUCCGAGUCCCAGCGCACUGCACACUAUGAGAGUAAGAAACAUGCCAACAAGGUGCGUCUGUUCUACAUGCUUCACCCUGAAGAUGGAGGACCACCUUCCAAGAGACUGAGGCCAGAUAACCCAGACUGUGCAGAGACAGAGGUGGACAGGAACAAGUGCUGUACAUUGUGUAACAUGUUCUUCACCUCUGCCAUUGUGGCCCAGUCCCACUACCAGGGCAAAACCCACGCCAAGAGAGUCCGCCUGGUGCUGGGGGAGCCGACCAACCUACCCACAGCAAUGACCAGCCCUACGAACACAGAUUCCUCUCCUUCCACCCCGCUGCCCACAGACCCUGCUACGUGUCCCCCUCCUCCUCCUGCCCUGCCCUGGCCCAUGGCGGUGGUGGGCGGAAACGGCGGAAGAGAGGCGGGGAAGUACUGCUGCCUGUGCGGAGCCUGGUUCAACAACCCGCUGAUGGCCCAGCAGCAUUACGAAGGCAAGAAACACCGCAGGAACGCAGCCCGGGCACGUCUCGUGGAGCAGCUAGCGGGCAGUCUGGAUGCCACGGAGAGCACAGGGCUGCGCAGUAGUUACUCCUGCAGUGUCUGCAGUGUGGUCCUCAACUCCAUUGAGCAGUACCACGCACACCUCCAGGGCUCCAAGCACCAGAACAACCUGAAGCAACACCAGCAGUAAGCCACCGAGACAGGCCACUCUGGAAAGAAGAAGAGAUGGAGACAGAGAUUAUUGGAGUAAACAACAUUAGAAAAGAGGACUCUUGUCAGAAACUGAGAAGUAUGAGAAAGUAGUGCAGAGUAACUUCAGUGUGUGUGUGUGUGUGUGUGUGUGUGUGUGUGUGUGUGUGGAUGUCUGUGUGCGUGUGUAUGGGUGUCAAGGGCAUCCAUGCAUGCAUCUACAGAAUGCAUGUGUGGGUCAUUGUGAGCGUGCUUAUUUCUAUCUUUGAUCUAAAAAUAUAUCUCGGAGAUUUAUUCAGCACCUAAGUGUUUGACAUGAGUUCUCGACACCAACAGCCAUCAGAGGAAUUAUGGCUGCUCGUCGCCACAUAACUCCUGUGUGAAUCACAAUCCUAAAAAUUGAACUGAUGUCAGUGCGUUGCCCGGAGUGGUAAUUAUCGUUACAAUGAUCGUCAUAGAACAGCAGUAAUAAAAAAAAACUCUGUCACUAGCCGCCCUCUGAGUGUUCUGACAGUGAUCCAAGUCUGAACACGAUCUUCUGUUUCUACAUGCAUUUCACAGACAGUGACGCUAACAGUGGCACACGCAUGGCUCACUUUCAGACCACUUGAGACCUACUCAGGCCCCGGCUUUCAAAUCCAAGGACACGAAAACUCCCGAUGACCUCAGCCAUUACAGAUUGCAUGAAUUUCCAUAACUUUAAAAAAGGUUUUUUUUUCGGUUUGAAUCUUGUGUUGUCUUUAAAUGUAGUGGAUUGGUGUCACUUUACUCAAAUGAUGGAUGUGUUAUUUUGAAACCCAUCUUUUCAUAUAUUCCAUGUAAUCGAAAAAAAACCUGGAGACGCGGCAUGAAUACAGUACGGGAGGCAGUGGAGAAAAAGCAGCACAAAGACUUUUAAACUCCUGCUUUGACAUGAGGGUCUGUGCAACUUUGUGAAUCAUCUACUGUUGAAAACAUUCCUACAGCACUGAAUACUGAUGUCAGAUGCAAUCCGGAGGUACGAAAAAAUUCCUGUCUCUGCUGAGAUGGGCGACAUGUAGACAAUUUUUAUUUUUCUGUUGCUGUGGCCAGAGAAAAAAUUUCGGUCCCGAUUCAUGUAGCAGCCAAUGUACAAUACAACUGGGAUGUGAUUCAAUGCAUGCAAAAUGUAAAACGUUGCAUUCACUUGCCUUUUUUAAACCUAUUGCUUGCGCGUUUUGGCAAUAGCGCUGCUUUCUAGUGAUAGCUUCGUAAUGCAUUACUGCACAUGCUUGCACCUGAACAAAGAGGUCACCUUUUAGUACUGAACCGGCUUUGUUUUACCUCCUGAUUUAUUCAUUACAAAACGAAGACCUUUUUGAUACCUAUAAAUUAGACCAGUCACCGCUGUAAAACUCCUCUCAUCUGUAGUGUCUUCAGAGUGUCUGUAAAGUGAGUUUCAACAAUGGUUUGUAGCACCUUAGCGAGCAGAGAAGACACGCUCCGCUAUCCUGUGCUGGCUGACAUCGGCCCUGAACUGCACUUCUUUAUAAGCUGGAUAAAGGACUGAAGAACACAGCUCUCAGUGCUAAACUGUCCUCUGUUAGUUCUUGUUGGACAACCUCCGUUUUUUUUUUUUUCUCUGUUAAGCAGUAAACAUUAAAAGCAUUUUUUUUUUUUUAUUUUGUGCUUUGUUCAUUUCACGGUGAGGAGAGUGAACUUCAAAUGACCUGAUUAGAAACUGUUUUUCUUCUGCGGAUGUGGAUGAGUAAACGGUUUUUAUGCAAUCACAGUGUAAUAUUAACAACCUUACCGAUGCGGUUUUGAAUUGAAAUAGUUUAAUGAAGCAAAAAAAAAGUGUUCUGUGUAAAUAAGCAGUAGCUGCAGGUGAAGUUUGUGUUUUAAGAAGAGUUUUGUAUUCAUAGUGUUUAUCUGCACUGAGCCAAGGGGUGAUAAGGGAAAUGUGUUCAUAUGGAUAUUAUUGAAAACUACAAAAUAUGCUGACAGUGAAAUGAGAAUAAAUUGUCUUUGGGGGUGUCAUGUUUUUGAAUGGCUAACCAUCAGAGAAAUAAACUCAUCCUGAGCCAAGGAGUCAGUGAUCACGAGUGAAAUUCCAGUCCUAAUCUGAAACCACACGGAAGAAAGUCAGUGUCACCGAGAGGGAUUCUGGUAGCAGCUGUUUUCAUGAAGACAACCACUAUCCCUACACGGACC